This is a messenger RNA of Dioscorea cayenensis subsp. rotundata (Guinea yam), 783 nucleotides long. RefSeq lists its product as uncharacterized. Gene Ontology annotation, molecular function: oxidoreductase activity, acting on the CH-CH group of donors. Gene Ontology annotation, cellular component: membrane. NCBI's taxonomy places the organism in Eukaryota, Viridiplantae, Streptophyta, Magnoliopsida, Dioscoreales, Dioscoreaceae. Bases 136 to 762 code for a protein of 208 amino acids. The transcript has 8 exons. Gene Ontology annotation, biological process: lipid metabolic process. The record is from RefSeq and is a predicted model, not a curated record.
UUCCACAGGUUGCUCUAAUUUUGUUGUACUUGCUAUAGUAACACUCACUUUUGAAGGCAUCAUGUGCAUCUCAGACAGAUUGUACUGACAUUGUUUGUUGUUAUAUGGGGACUUCGGUUGGGAAUAUUUUUACUAAUGAGAAUCUUAAAAUGGGGAGAAGAUCGUCGUCUUGAUAAAAUACGUAAUAAUUUUGGAAAGUUGGUAUUUUUUUGGACAUUUCAGGCUGCCUGGGUAUGGACAGUGAGCUUGCCUCUCACAAUUGUUAAUUCUAGUGACAAAAAUCCCCCUGUUCAAGCCCUUGAUGUUAUUGGCUGGAUAAUGUGGUUCAUUGGCAUAACCAUUGAAGUAAUUGCUGAUCAUCAGAAGUUGUUCAAAAAUUCUCCGAAAAACAAUGGGAAGUGGUGUAAUGUGGGUAUUUGGAAAUAUUCUCGGCAUCCAAAUUACUUUGGUGAAAUUCUCCUUUGGUGGGGAGUUUUCGUGGCUUCGACACCGGUUCUCAAUGGCGUCGAAUGGCUUGUGAUAAUUGGUCCUAUAUUUCUGAAACUUCUUCUGUUGUUUAUCAGUGGCAUUCCGCUUCUUGAGAAACCAGCAGAUAAGCGUUAUGGUGCUUCAAGAGAGUACCACGCAUACAAAAACACAACUAGCCCUCUGAUUCCAUUGCCACAUGCUCUUUAUGGAAAUUUGCCUGCAUGGUUCAAAGCAGCUUUCCUUUUCGAGUUUCCGAUGUAUACUCAAAGAAACCUCAAGGAUAAGUCAAGUUAAUUAUGUUGUAUCUAUCAGGUU